AGCAUCACCAUCCCUCCCCUUCCUCUCCUGCGAGCACGCAUUGACUCAUCAUUAGUAGCACACAGUAACCCAUCAUCAAAUCGGUCCUUUCUCCUUCGUCUUCCUUCUCCUGCCUUGCCUCCAAGAGAUGAGUUGAUCGGCAACGGAGACGAUCGCAUCGACACGCACACGCCUUCAAAUUAUUCUCACACUUCCCCUUUCACUUUACUGCCGUUUCCCCUCCCGCCCUUUUUAACCCGCUUUCCACCCCUCCCACUUAACCACCAAACCCCUCUCUCUCUCUCUCUCUCUCUCUCAGAUACGCCUUGGCGGCAUUGACGAGCGAAAUGGGAUCGAUGGAUCGAUCAAAGAAGAGGAUUCAGCUAUGGAAGAAGGCGCUGGUGCACUUCGCGCUAUGCUUCGUGAUGGGAUUCUUCACCGGCUUUGCGCCGCACAGCACCGCUACCCUCUUCUCCCACCGCCGCGCCGAUCGCCAGCCCGUCACCGGUAUCAGCUUCCACCCAGCCGCUCCCGAGGAACAGGUCGUCGAGCCUGACGGUGAGGCCGUCAACAGGAGCCUGAUCGAGAUCCCCAGAUCUGCCGCGGUUGCCGCUGUGGCGCCCGGAGAUGACAGCGACGACCCGCCGCCGUCUGUGGAGGGGUCCGUGGAGGCGCAGCCGCCGUCCCGGCGUCUUCUGAUCAUCGUGACGACGACCCGGGCCGACGACCGGUUCCAGGGCGCGUUGUUGCUGCGGCUGGCGCACACGCUGCGCCUGGUCCCGCCGCCGCUGCUGUGGAUCGUCGUCCAAGCCUAUGCCGAAGCCCCCGCCACCGCCGCGAUGCUGCGGACCACCGGCGUCAUCUACAGGCACCUCACCUUCAAGGAGAACUUUACCGACCCGGCGGCGGAGGCCGACCACCAGCGGAACGUCGCCCUCAGCCACGUCGAGUACCACCGCCUCACCGGGAUCGUCCACUUCGCCGGCGCAUCCAAUGCCUACGAUCUCCGAUUCUUCGAGGAGAUUAGAGAGAUCGAGGCUUUCGGGACAUGGCCGGUGGCAAUGGUGUCGACAAACAGGAAAAGAGUGGUUGUGGACGGCCCAGUUUGUCGUGCAUCAAGGGUUGAAGGGUGGAUCUUGAAGGACUCGAGCAAUGACAAAAGGCUGUUGCCGACUGGCACAGACAUGAACCCUAAACCUCCAAAGAUUAAUAUCUCUGGGUUUGCAUUCAAUAGCUCCAUACUCUGGGAUCCUGAGCGCUGGGGUCGCCCUACUUCAUUGCCUGAUACCUCGCAGGAUUCAAUCAAGUUUGUGCAUGAAGUCAUCCUGGAAGAUGAGACCAAGUUGAAGUGUCUUCCUGCCGACUGCUCUAGGAUCAUGGUGUGGCAUCUCUACACUCCAAGAGCAAUUCCUCUGCCCUUCCACGAUCAAAGCCAAGCUAAAAGGUAACUCAGGAAAUCAACCAAAAAAAGGUUGUGUAAAUGAGAGAGGAAGAAGAAGAAGAAGAAGAAGAAGGUCUUGUUAGUUAUGAAUUUUAUUUCCUUUCUUUUGGGGAAGACCCAAUUGGGCACCUCCCAAGCAAUAGUAAUCAUCAUUACUUGUUGGUAUUCUUUCACGUGGUUGGUGGCUUAAGUUGAGAGAGAUUGGCUACCAUAUUUCUGUCAUGUAGCAACACAAUAAUUAAGAGGUGGGACUUCAACAAUACAAAGGAUUGUUCUGCAUUGAUGUCA
This is a messenger RNA of Musa acuminata subsp. malaccensis (wild Malaysian banana), 1708 nucleotides long. Its product is annotated as beta-1,4-xylosyltransferase IRX9. Gene Ontology annotation, molecular function: xylosyltransferase activity; galactosylgalactosylxylosylprotein 3-beta-glucuronosyltransferase activity. The record is from RefSeq and is a predicted model, not a curated record. Gene Ontology annotation, cellular component: Golgi membrane. Gene Ontology annotation, biological process: plant-type secondary cell wall biogenesis; glucuronoxylan biosynthetic process. NCBI's taxonomy places the organism in Eukaryota, Viridiplantae, Streptophyta, Magnoliopsida, Zingiberales, Musaceae.